Messenger RNA from Sorghum bicolor (sorghum), 2253 nucleotides. RefSeq lists its product as uncharacterized. The transcript has 8 exons. The coding region runs from base 258 to 1739 and encodes 493 amino acids. NCBI's taxonomy places the organism in Eukaryota, Viridiplantae, Streptophyta, Magnoliopsida, Poales, Poaceae. Gene Ontology annotation, cellular component: cytoplasm. The record is from RefSeq and is a predicted model, not a curated record.
UCACCUCACCGCGACGCCCGAUGCCGAUUCCGCAUUAAACUACGCACUCAUCACCCAAAAGCUUGGCUGAUCGGGGCGGCCCCCCUUCGCAUAAACACCGUCGCUUCCCCUCCCUGACCGACCCUUCCCACUGCCCUCUGCUCGGCCGCUCCCCCUCCCCUCUCUUCCUCCUCCUCCUCCUCCUGCUGCCGCUGCUGCUGCAGCUAGGGGGCGGUACUAAUUGGGAGGUAGGUAGCUGGAGGCCGCGGCCGCCAGGGAUGGUGGCCGUCGGCGGCGGCGGGGCCCGGCGGAGGCGGGCGUGGCGGUGGGCCAUGCGGGCGGUGGCUAGCGCCGUCGUGUGGACGGCGGUCGUGCAGGUCGCCUCCAUCGCCGGGCUCUUCCGCCCGCGGGUAGUCGCCGACUGCGGCGGCGGUGGGGGCGGGAAAGGCGGCGGCGGCGCCGCCGCGGCCGGGCUCGCCGCGCUCGCCGGCGAGGACGGCGCCGCGGCGAGGCUAUCGCCGCCGGCGCUCGUGCCCAAGAGAAUUUACAAAAGCAAUGGCUACCUACUGGUGACAUGCAAUGGGGGCCUCAAUCAAAUGCGAGCCGGGAUAUGUGAUAUGGUGACUAUAGCUCGCCAUCUAAAUCUAACACUUGUGGUCCCUGAACUGGAUAAAAGGUCGUUUUGGGCUGACCCAAGUGAUUUUGGAGAUAUUUUUGACGUGGACCACUUUAUUAAUUCCUUGAGAGAUGAGCUGAUGAUAGUUAAAGAGCUGCCUUUGAAACUCCAGUUAAGAACUAAGAAGAAACUAUACUCAAUGCCUCCUGUCAGCUGGUCAAAUGAAACAUACUAUCUAAAGCGGAUAUUACCUCUUGCAAGGAAGCACAAAGUAAUCCAUUUUGAUAAAUCAGACGCUCGCCUUGCAAACAAUGGCCUUCCUAUUCAGCUCCAGAUGCUGCGUUGCCGUGUAAACUUUGAGGCUUUGAAAUUCACCCCACAGAUUGAGGCCCUUGGCAGAAAGCUUAUCUCCACUCUCCAGAGGAGUGGGCAAUUUGUUGUGCUUCACUUGCGCUAUGAAAUGGACAUGCUCUCCUUUUCAGGCUGCACACAUGGCUGCUCAACUAAAGAAACUGAGGAGCUCACUAAAAUGAGAUAUGCUUAUCCAUGGUGGAAAGAAAAAGAGAUCGAUUCUGAAGUGAAGAGGCUUCAGGGACUUUGCCCCCUCACACCAGAGGAAAUUACUCUAGUGCUUAAAGCCCUAGGGUUCACAAAGGAUACGCUGAUAUACAUUGCUUCUGGUGAAAUCUAUGGUGGUGAAAGGCGUUUGGCGGUGCUCAAGGAUGCUUACCCUAAACUAGUAAGGAAGGAGAAAAUUUUAUCUCCUGAUGAAUUGCGACCAUUCCAGAACCAUUCAACCCAGAUGGCAGCACUGGAUUACAUGGUUUCUCUAGCAAGUGAUAUUUUCAUUCCCAGCUAUGAUGGAAAUAUGGCAAGGGUUGUUGAAGGUCACCGCAGGUAUAUGGGUUUCCAUAAGACCAUUGGUUUGGACAGAAAGAAGCUUGUUGAGCUCUUGGACCUUUUCCAAGGAGGUGCUCUAUCUUGGGACGAAUUCUCAGACGCAGUGAAGGAGGCACACAAGAGCCGCAUGGGCCAACCUACAGAAAGAAAGGUCAUCCCUGGCCAGCCCAAGGAAGAGGACUAUUUCUAUGCUAAUCCUCAAGAAUGCCUUGGCUCCAACGGGGGACUAAGAGACAUUUCCUGACAACGCUUCCUAAUAAUGGCGCCUAAACCUUAUAGCACACUGUGUGUUCGUCAACACCAAUCACUUCUGUACAGCUGACCAAAGGCCCUCUCUGCUUAGUAAGCAUUUACCACAAGUACAUGCAGGUUCACAGAUCAAAUGCCUACAGCCAGAUUUCCUUACAGAAUAAAGCAGAAAAAGAAGCUGAAAACCUCUGGGUUCAGAAAGAAGAGAUGCCGCCCGUGCAUCCAGUCUGCUCCUUCUCUACCAUCUGUCAUAGUUGUUGUAACCAUUUUGUUUACCUGUCAGUUUUUUCAUUCCAUUGUUCCCCACUCGCCCUUUUACUGCUCCAGUUUUUAGUUCUUCCAGGGAGCAGUAGCUCUAUCUCUGUUCAUGUGCAAGUAGGAGUUCAUUUUUUUUUCCUUGAAGUUUCUUGUACUAGUAAGUUAUCAUUCAAGAUUCACAAUUAUAAUUUCUGACAAAACAUUAUCCUUGAGGGAUCAAAUGAUGGCUAUCGAGCAACUGUUUUGGUUCC